AUGCCACUCCAUCUUUUGGGUAAAAAGUCAUGGAACGUGUACAACAGCGACAACAUCGCGCGGGUCCGGCGCGACGAGGCAGCUGCCCGUGAACGUGAGCUGGCCGAGGAAGAGCGGCAACAAGAGGAAGACGCCGCACGACGCCUCGCUAUCUUGAGAGGCGAAGCUCCGCCUCCUCUAGAGCCGCCAAGGGAUGACCAGGCUCUUGCGGAUGGAGACCGAACCCGCCAUGACCGGCAUCGGGACCGCGAUGGGGAUGCAUCGGGAGGCCAUGGUCGCGAGCGAAAGAAGCGCAAGCGCCACGGCGAGGAUGAUACCGACUUUGAGAUGCGUGUCGCGAGGGAGAUGGUCUCGGGGCCUGCAAGGCCACGGGGCGAUGACACAGAGGGGCCAGGCGCGGUGAUGCCUCAUAAGAGCAGUGAUGCACCUCUGACCGAUGCAUCAGGACAUAUCGACCUUUUUGGCGAAGCCAAUUCGUUGGUUCCUGAUAAACGCAAGAAUCCAGAGGCGGAAGCCGAAAAGGAACGUAAGAAGCGCGAGUUCGAGGAUCAGUACAGAAUGCGCUUUUCCAACGCGUCCGGCGCACAAGCUUCAGCGUCUGGACCUUGGUACGCGCCGGCAUCUUCCAUGCGAGACCAAGGCCUAGACCGUAGUGAAGCGCAAGCGCAGCACGGAACUGACGCUUUUGGUCGACCGGAUCCCGGCCGGAAAGAUCGCGAUGCAGCAAGGAUAGAGGCUAGCGAUCCCCUGGCAAUGAUGAAACGAGGUGCAGCCAAGGCAAGGCAAGUGGAAAAAGAAAGACGUAGUGCAAAUGAAGAACGGGAAAAGGAGCUGAGGAGGUUACGACGGGAAGAAAGGAGAAGUGAAAAGAGACGGCGGCGCAGGGAUGACCGCGAGGACGACGGAAGUGAUGAUCUGGAGAACUUCAGCCUGGAUCAAGACAAGAGGCGACCUGAAGAGCGCGAUCAUGAGAAACGGCAUAGGCAUCGGCAUCGCCAUCACCACCACUCGAGGCACCGAAGUCCCCAGAGAAGCUCCCGCAGUGAGAAGGCCGAGAGCCGGCAUCAUGGCCGCGAUCAUGAUCGUUUAGGACGAUGA
Molecule: messenger RNA, 1098 nt
Organism: Pestalotiopsis fici W106-1
Lineage: Eukaryota; Fungi; Ascomycota; Sordariomycetes; Amphisphaeriales; Sporocadaceae
Exons: 2
Coding region: 1-1098 (365 amino acids)
Source: RefSeq, a predicted model, not a curated record